GAGGAGUAGCCAACUGGGCCAGUAAGGUGAAGUUGUUAGUUAGCAUUGCUAAACUGGCAUAUGAAUGAAAAGUGAAACAGAAACACAUUUAUUUUGAAAGUAGUCACGUAAGUCAAGCAUUAGUACGGCACAUCGUCCAUAUUCUUGAAAUCGUGUCCAGCUGAGCACCAGAAACAAUUGGCCACGCUGACGUGUGAGUUCUGUGGUGAGGAAUUGGUGUUGGAGGAGGACAUGAAGACCCAUCUCCUCCUGAGCCACCCGGAGAAUGACAUGGUCUGCCCCCUCUGUUCCUGGUCCGGAGUCGCCUACGACGAACUCCGCUUCCACAUCAAUACCACACACAAAGAGAAACAGGACCAUGAUGGAGGAGGAGCAGAGGGUAGAGGUGUUCACAGUCUUGUCAGGCCCAGCUCAAGUCCUACUCCCACUACCACCAUAGUGGACAAUCACUACAAACAAGCCAUUGGUUUGUCUAGGUCUGAGGGUUCUGAAGGAGGAGUAGCCAAUGGGAACAUGUUUGACACCAUUGGAGGAGGGGUCUCACCCAGGACAUCCAAUAGCACACUGGAGUCUAAGGAGCAAAUUACUGAAGCUGGGGGGGAGUCCGGUGGAGGGCGAGCAGUGGCCAUUGUUGAACCCACCUCUUCAGUGUCUACAGGCUUUCUGAGAUCAGCUCAGGACUCCAGUAGGCCUAGUAGCAGACACUGUAAUGCUGAGGAGUCUGUGGGAGUGGGAUCCGCAGAGCACACCAAAGUCAAACAGAAGCGUUUCUCCUCCCCACUUCAAGAGAAGCGGUUUUCCUGUCCUAUGUGUGCUCUGGUCUGCACCGACGCCUUCAUCCUACAGGAACAUGUUGAAUUGCACUUGCUAGAAGAGAGCCCAGCUGAAGAGGCUGUCCUGGGGGCCACAUCUUCAACCGAGGCAGCAUCAUCCAGCAACAGCUCAGGUGGGAAGAGCUAUGUGUGUCCCCUGUGUUCUGUGGUGUGUGGAGACUGCUACUCCCUACAGGAACAUGUGGAGCUGCAUCUUGACUAUGGUACAGCCAAUAGUGCAGGGUUGAUUCCCAUGGUGUAUUCGAGAGAGGGAAUUGUGACUGACGCUGUGUGUGUUGCAGUGAGCCCUGGCUCAGACCUGAGGCUGGCCAGACGGCUGCAGGAGGAGGAAAAGCAGAGGAGGAAGGAACAGGAGGCGAAGCAGGAGGCAGAGGAGUUCAAGAAGCUGCAGAGGCAGUUUGGUGUGGACGGGAGGGGGGGCUACCGCAAACAGAUGGAGAGGACCACGGAGAAAGCCGUGUCUCGAAGUGUCAUGGUGCCUGCUGACUUCCACAACAAGAGAGAUGAGAUGAUGGAGGCUCUGACCUCAAGGGUCGACAAUGGCAGGACCAGAACGCAGGGUGUGCUGGGUGCUCUGUAUGUUUACUAUCAGAGGGAGGCCAGAGACUGUGUCCACGUGUGGCUGAGUGCUGACACAGACCACUACUGCUCAUCAGAGGGGGAUAAGGGCUGGGGAUGUGGCUACAGAAACUUCCAGAUGCUCCUGUCUUCUCUGCAAAGAAUGGCGCCCUACAGUACCAGUCUCUCAGAGGGGUCAGUACCCAGCAUCCCCCGGGUGCAGGUGUUGAUAGAGGGGGCGUGGCGGGAGGGGUUAGACCCACAGGGCGCCACCCACUUUAACCAGCGACUACAGGGCACACGGGCCUGGAUAGGAGCUACAGAGAUCUACGCUCUCUGCACCUCCCUCAGAGUCAGUGCCCGUGUUCUAGACUUCCACCAGGCCACGGGCCCAGGGGACACCCACCCCCGCCUCUUUGACUGGGUGAAGCAGUACUUCUCUCAGACUGCCACCAGAGGCGCCAGACUACCGCCCCGGGUGGUGCAGACCACACAGCCGCCCCUCUASCUCCAGCACCAAGGCCAUAGCCGCUCUAUAGUAGGAGUGGAACAGAAGAAGAAUGGCAGCCUGUGCCUGUUGCUCCUGGACCCUGGCUGUUCACCUGGAGAUGUGAGGAAACUGCUGAGCCAAGAUGGCUCCACUGUUAGCACAGCUGUCUGCCGCAUGAGGAAGUUCCCUGGCAACCUGAAACAUAGGCAGUACCAGGUGGUGGCUGUAGAGGGCGUGCUCUCCCCCGUGGAGAAACAGACCCGCAUUCUCAACUCAAGAACACUGCGAGCCGAGAGGAUCCCUUGAUGCAGGAAUGCAGUUUUGCAAAUGUAUAACUGCCAAAAACAUAUGUUGAAUUUUCUUGGACGUUUUAAAUAAAUUAUGUAUUUUAA
Molecule: messenger RNA, 2273 nt
Organism: Salvelinus sp. IW2-2015
Lineage: Eukaryota; Metazoa; Chordata; Actinopteri; Salmoniformes; Salmonidae
Source: RefSeq, a predicted model, not a curated record